Messenger RNA from Toxorhynchites rutilus septentrionalis, 5041 nucleotides. Its product is annotated as zinc finger protein 271-like. Lineage: Eukaryota; Metazoa; Arthropoda; Insecta; Diptera; Culicidae. Gene Ontology annotation, biological process: regulation of transcription by RNA polymerase II. The transcript has 11 exons. The record is from RefSeq and is a predicted model, not a curated record. Bases 1751 to 4702 code for a protein of 983 amino acids. Gene Ontology annotation, molecular function: RNA polymerase II cis-regulatory region sequence-specific DNA binding; DNA-binding transcription factor activity.
CGGAACGGACCGUGUGUGUGUGUGUGUCUGUGUGUGGGUUGGAGAACGAGAUAUAACCGAAGGUGAAGAAAAGUGCUAUGCUGUCUCGAGAAAAACCUGAAUCUUGUCCCUUUGGCAGUCGCGAGCCAGUUCUUGAAGAAACAAGUUUGGAACGAAACCGGUUCUUUUCCUCGCAGUAGUGAUUCAGUGCCAGAAAGGUGGGAAAAAGGUUCAAGAUCAAUCGAGUGAAGAAGGUGAAAAUGUCUUGAAACUGUGGAAACCUGCCUCGAGAAGAAUUGACCUCCGAUCGGUGGAGGGAGUGAAAUUCCAGUGGAUACAAUCGUUGACAAAUGUGAGAGAUUGAGAGGAGAUGCGUGUGUGUGUUCGUUGGUCGGUCAUUCAGAAAUGUCUGUGAUUAGUGCAUUUGAUAGUUUGGAUUGACAACAAAAAUUGAACAAAUUAUACAUUCAAAAUAACGAAAAUUGCCAGGCAUCCAGAGGAAUGUUGGAGGAGUGCUGCUGCAAUAGUGUUUGGUGGAUGGUAUCGGACUGUCAAGGACGAAGUGAACGAUAUCCCUAGUAAGCGAACAAUAGUGACAUUAGUGGCCCCAGGAACUGGUGUAGUGGUGAGAUCAUUCCGACCAUUCGCUCUCGCUCUCACGCGCGAAAUCGUGUGCCAACGCCGCUGACUGCGAACUUGACUCCUGCCUUCGAAACGGUGGGAGAUCCUUAUGUACUGCAGGGUGUAUCUGUGUGUGAGGUGAAGAUGGCGAGUGGUAAAACGCGAUAGGAGGAGGCGAAGGAGGUUCCAGGAGGAUGUACUUUGCCAGCUAAGGAACAAUAAGAUGCGAACGUCGAGGUUCAAAUCGUCCCCGUGCGUCUAAGACGUUGGUCGGGUUUACAGAUCGCGCUACUUUCGGGAUUCACUCUACGCGCCAACCGUCGCGAGGGUUAACACGUGGUGCAGGGGAGCGCAGGGUAUUCGGUGAGAUUGUGCGUGCAGAACAGGAAACAUUUGCCCGCGGGUGAUUGCUCUCGCAAACUCUUCUCCCGGAAUGUGGAGAAAAUCGCACCAAAAACAGUCCAUGAAAAGACUGAAAAAGUGUGAAUAAUGUGAAAAUAGUGUGUCAAUGAAUGUAAACAAAGUUACUGGGGAUGAAAAGUAUUAACCCCUAGUUAAUAGGCUGCAACGUAGCAGAAUCUAGUAAAUCAACUGUACAUUUGUAUAAAGUAUUGAAACCGUAAUUAAGUGUAAGUCAAGUAUAAGUAACUCGCAAUUUUAAAACACAUAAUCAAAAUAAUUCAACCUCUCGCGAAGAAAACAAAAAGUGCAAUAAGAAAAACGAAACUCUCUGAAAGCAAGUGAAACUAAAGAUAUCCUCCCAAAGAAAGCUCAAGAAAAAGCUAUCCUUCUUAGCGGGGCAAAGAACUAACACCACCGCAGCAAAGCCACAAGCAUAGAAGCACACACCAGAACACUUAACGCACACAUCGACAUAUGAGUUAACACGAUUACCGCCUCCUUUGCUCCUGGCCUAAGAAUAAGACAGCACAGCUUACGAUUCGUACGCACGCCGGGUGGUGGCAAAACGGAAAGCCGGGAAAAAUCCAUCUAACCUACCACCCGACCCGACCCGUAACCUCCCCCCCCCAAUGGGGUGGUGGUGGUGGUGGUGGUGUUGCUGUUGCUGCUACUGAUACGACGAGAAAACGGAGAGAUAGCAAUAAUCGAUAUCGAGGAAAGCGUCUUCCAGCGAAAGGAGGCAGCAACAAUGAAAGAAAACCCAAUGGUCGAUGUGUUCGAUGGGACGGACUUUAAUCCGGAUAUGAUUCUGUCGAACGUUUUUCUGGAUCCCGGGCUGGAUUUCAUGACCAGCAUCGAUGAGCUGAGCGAGAAUAUUAUGGCACAGGAUUUCCUGCAUUUUGGAAAUUCGCUGUUUUAUUCGGAGCAGCAGCAGCAGCAGCAGCAGCAGCCAGCGGUGGAUAACGGACAGUUGCAGGGGCUACAAAAUCAGCAGCAAUUACCGCAGCAUCAACAGCAGCAUUUGGUAGUCCCACAGCAGCCGAAAUGUGCGGUGGAACAGAAACCAUCCGAUGGAGCAAACCGGUACGAUCCGACAAUAACGACAACGGCGACGAUGAGCGCGGCAAGCGAUUAUGUAAAACAGGCGGUUGUGCCCCAAGUGGCAACGAUGGCGCCAGAGCAACCACCAAAAACCCUCAUCUCCCAAAUUGCCCAGCAGCAACAGCAGCAGCAGUCCUGCAAGUGUGAAUUCUGCGAAUAUCUCCAGGCAAAUCGGAUCAGUUUAAGUGGUUCCGGCGGGUCGGGAACGGUGGUUGGGGAAGACCACGUGUUCCAGUGCGAGUUCUGCGGGGAAGGAUUCGCGAACCAGGGCAGCUUCAAUCGGCACCGGUGUGGCAGCACCGAUAUCCAGGUGUACCGGUGUGAAUCCUGCCGGCGGGAAUACGGGACGUCCAGAACUGAAUCGAACAUCAAUGGGUUCGAGGGAAGGGGGAAAUGUGAUAUCUGCAAUAAAAACUAUGUGCAAUCAACGACAGGGGAAACGGGGGGAAUGACACUUUAUGGGCAGGUCGGACACCCUGCUCUGGCGGAAGCCAACAGCUACGCAACAGCCAAGGCUUCCGUCGUAGACAGUCCAAUGGAACAUGACCUCAGCAGUAUUGAACCGUUCGGAUCGGAGAGCGAAUGUAUUAGCGAAUUGUUAACAGAGGGUCCUUCUGCGGUGGAGUCCCAUGCAAUGACCCUUCCUGGGAAGACCUAUUUCGUGCUGGGGAACGUGGAGUUGCAGCAGAUGAACAUCGGGAUUACCAGCGGUGUUCAGAAUGCGAAAAUAAGCAGUGAAUCGAACGUGACGAGCUUGCAUCAGUACGACCAGUACGAGGACGAAGACUACUCAUCCAUGUCAGAAGAUGAAGCUAUUGUUCCAAUAGAACCCUAUGCCAAAUCCCCGAAACAGGAACAAGCCAAAACCGAGUUGCCAAUCCAGGAGACGAUCAUUGACACCAGCAGUAACGUUGGUCUUCCGUUCAGUGCGUCCACUGCUUCCGGCGCCCCUACGGAGGAGGAAGGCAAAUGUGACUCGUCCAGUAAGGGUACUGAUCCGGUACAACCAGAUCGACCGUUCAAAUGUCACAUCUGCGAGCGGUCCUAUCGCAACCACAAGAAUUUGAAGGCCCACAUCAAGGGAGCACACGAGGGCAUCCGGGCAAAUCAGUGCGAGAUUUGUGGAAAGAACUUCUCCGGCAGCAGUUAUCUGGUUAUCCACCGGCGAAGGCAUACGGGUGAACGACCCUUCAAGUGUACCACCUGUGGAAAGGCCUUCGUAGAUAGCCGGGCGCUGUCGGUGCAUACCCGGCUGCAUACGCCCGGCAAUCGGUUGAAGUGUAUGAAGUGUGAAAAAACUUUCUCUAGCGCUUCCGCGCUAACAGUGCACAACCGUUUGCAUACCGGGAUUCAUCCGUAUAAAUGUGAAAUAUGCGAGAAGACCUUCCCCCAGUACAACAACCUCAAGCAUCAUAUGAAGAAACACGAAGCGGCGACGGAACAAUUGCAGCAGCAGCAACAACAACAGCAACAAACCUCAUCACUCGAGGCGAGUUCCAGCCCGAACAGCAACAGCAGUAGUGUCGGUAGCAGUAGCUGCUCCCCGCAUCUCGAGUACAAAUGCAACGUUUGCGGUAAACCGUCCGGAUCCUCUGAGGAACUGCAGACGCAUCUGAACCAGCACUGUAAGGAUCGGCCGAAUCAAUGCGAGUUUUGCUCGAAGGUUUUCCCCCGAUCAUCCCACCUCAUCAUACACCGACGGAGACAUACGGGUGAGCGGCCGUUCAAAUGUAAAUACUGUGAAAAGGCCUUCGUUGAUUCACGUGCCCUUUCCGUACAUACGAGACUGCACACGGGAGAAAGGGUCACCUGCGACAUCUGCUUGAAAACGUUCGCCAGCAGUUCCGGUCUGAUUGUUCACCGCCGAAUCCACCUUGGGAUCCAUCCGUACAAGUGCGACUACUGCCCGAAAUCCUUCGCCCAAUCGACCGCCCUCAAGUAUCAUCUCAAGAAGCACGACACCACGAGUCUGCCUACGACAACCGACGGUUCCGAUGGCUCGGGCCGCUCGAAAAUAUCUAGCCAACACAACGACGCAAGCUUGCUCUCGGACCAUUCCUCUGACCAAUCUAAUCCUCCGACAGCAGGCAGUCCCGAACCUGCUCAACUAGCGCCACAUUCCGACCAGCAAGCAAAAGGCACCUCCGAUCACUUCAAGUGCCAAGUAUGCAACAAGAUCUUCCGAUCGGCAGAAUAUUUGGCACGACAUCGGAGGACCCACUCGGGCGAGCGACCUUUUCAGUGUGAGAUUUGUGGCAAAAACUUCAGCACUAUGAGCUACCUGGUAAUUCACCGCCGACGCCACACCUCGGAACGACCGUACAAAUGUCCACACGGGGGAUGCACGAAGGCUUUUGUGGACAGCCGUGCACUGCAGAAACACAGCCGAUCGGUGCACUCGAAGAUCCGCGUUCCCUGCGAAUUCUGCCCCAAAACAUACUCUAGUGUAAGCAAUCUGAUCGUCCACCGACGGAUCCACAGUGGCGUCCACCCGUUCGAGUGUGACAUUUGUGGACGAUCGUUCGCCCAAAAGAACACCCUCAAAUAUCACCUAAACCAGCACGUCGGCAAGCAUGACGGCUCAAAUCAGAAUCUGUAAACAGUCGCAACAGACGAAACCAAAAACCAAAAAAACCAGACCAGUAUUGAUUGUUUAGACUCCUAGUUAAACCCACAGUGAUCAAUCAACCAAAAGGAACUUUACCUAAGCAAAUAUAUGUAAGAAUCGUGAACGUGAAAGGUUCUCUGUAAUAUUUACGAAUUUUAGAAACUAAUUAUGAUGAAUCGCACACAGUCUGUGUCAAAAGAUGGUAGCAGAGGAGUAACAAAAGCAAAUGGCAUACUAAAGAAUUGUUCCUUAUUUGAAUACUUUUAAGAUAAUUUCAGAUGUAAGAUCAAGACAAAACGAAAAUCGCGAACUAAACCAAAGUAUGAUUGA